This is a messenger RNA of Linum trigynum, 2291 nucleotides long. NCBI's taxonomy places the organism in Eukaryota, Viridiplantae, Streptophyta, Magnoliopsida, Malpighiales, Linaceae. The record is from the annotation of a GenBank genome assembly.
UUUCUAGAGUGUAAUAAAUACAAUGUAGCCAAGGUUCAAGCUCCAAUAAUAACAUUUUUAAUAUGCAAAGUUGAUUUGGGUGAAUUGACAAAAAAAAAAUCUUCCUAUAAUCAUUUUCAGCCACAAAAUUUGGAAUAAGACAAUUUCAACUCAUUUUUGCAUUUGUAUAUUUUGUGUAUAUAUAUGAAUUUGGCCGAGGUCCGGGACCAAGCAAGGACAGUAGUAGAACUAGUGAGCUAACCACGUCCAAGGCCUUCUUCAACCGUCGCAACUUCCGUUACAAAAUCCGACCGUUACAGAACCCUUCAAAAAUUUAAAAAAUCCAACGCCGAACCAUAACCAAAUUAUUGUAAAAAAAAAACCAUAACCAAACCAACCAACAAGACCUCUGAAAAUCAGAGCACUCCCAACCCGCACCCCACUACCCACUCUGUUUCAGUGCGUGAUGAACAAAGACGAUCACCACCAUCAGCAUCCGCCGCCGUCCAUGGAGGAAGAGGAGCAGAUGCAAGAGCUCCGGCUCAAAGCCUCGGAGCUCCUCCUCCGAGAAGAGUGGCACGAUUCCGUACAAGUCUAUACCCAAUUCAUCACCCUCUGUCGAUCUCAUAUCGAGAAACACCCGCCGCCGCUGUGCAACUCUCCUCAUCUCACCAAGAUCCAGAGAUCCCUCUGUCUCGGCCUCUCAAAUCGAGCGGAGGCCCACUUCCGGCUGAGAGAUCCCGACAAAGCGCUCAGAGAUUGCAACCAAGCGCUGGAAAUCGAACCCACCCAUUACAAGUCUCUGCUCGGCAAAGGCAGGAUCUUAUUCGCCUUAAACAGGUACUCCGCCGCUUUGCUCUGCUUCAAAUCAGCUCUUCUGGAAGACCCACAAUCCAACGAAACCCUAAACGGAUACAUUGAGAAAUGUAAAAAGCUCGAGUCUUUAUCGAGGACUGGCGCUUUCGAUCUCACCGAUUGGGUUCUCAACGGGUUCCGGGGCAAGACGCCAGAGCUUGCAGAGUACGUGGGAGCGGUGAAGAUCAAAAGAUCCGAGGAGCUCAGUGGGAGAGGCCUUUUCGCUACCAAGAACAUGGAUGCAGGGACAUUGGUGUUGGUCACUAGAGCAAUCGCCACAGAGAGAUGCAUAUUAUCCAAUGAAGAAGAAGAUUCCGCGGAGAACGCCCAAUUAGUAAUGUGGAAGAGUUUCAUCGACCAAGUCUCCGACUCCGCCGCAAAGUGCACCUGGAUUCGCCGGCUAAUUAGUACAUUAUCCCCAGGAGAUGACGAAGCCAGCCUUGAGAUCCCUGAAACAGAGCUCUUCAAGAGGGAGCUUACAGAGGAAUGCGGCGAAUCAGAACCGGACCUGAGCUCCGACGACCUUCUCAACAUACUGGACGUUAACUCCCUGGUGGAAGACUCGGUGUCCGCCAAGGUUUUGGGGAAGAACAGCGAUUACUAUGGUGUUGGUUUGUGGGUCCUAGCUUCAUUCAUCAACCAUUCAUGCAUCCCAAACUCACGCAGGCUGCACGUUGGCGACUAUGUAAUGGUUCAUCUCUCCAAGGAUGUGAAAGCAGGAGAAGAGCUCACGUUCAGUUAUUUUGACGUGCUUCUGCCGUUAGAGAAGAGGAAGGAGAUGUCUCAGACAUGGGGGUUCAGUUGCCACUGCAGGAGAUGCAGGUUUGAAGAAGGGUUUUGGGCAGAUAAGCAAGAGCUGAAGGAGAUUGAGAUGAUGGGGCUCGGAAAGGGAAAAGGAAUGGUAGAUUUCGGGGGAGUGAUCUUCAGGAUAGAGGAAGCAAUGAAGAGAUGGAACGUGAGAGGGAGAGAGAAGGGCUAUUUGAGAGCGUCGUUUUGGGGUGUUUAUGAAGACGGUUAUGCGUCAGUGAAGAGGUGGGGGAGACGAAUCCCGGCAAGUGAUGUGGUGGUGGAGAGUGUUGCAGAAGCUGUGGGAAGUGAUGAGAGGCUGUUGAAGGUUUUGAUGCGAGAUAUGACGAACAAGAGUGGAGUUUUGGAGAUUGAGAGAGCCAUGAAGCUCGGGAAGGGGGUGUAUGGGAAAGUUGUGAAGAAAAAAUCACUUAGAUCACUGAUUGGUGUUGAAAUUCAAGAACAGAAGGUAUAUUAAAACAUUAGUCCUCUGAAAGAUAACCCCUUUUUUUUUUAUUUCCUUAUUGCUAUUGGACUGAUAGCUUUCUUUCAAUUCAUCAUCAAAUGUAAUGCUGGCAAAACAACAGUUGCUGUAUCAAAUAUCAAUCAAUCUCACGUCUGUAUUGCAUCUAUCUAAUAAACACGCUCGUCAAAAAAGGUUUACUGUGCUC